AUGCACAUCAUACCUUUUUUAACAUCUUUCAUAUCGCUUAUACUUUUAAGUUGUGUUUACUGCUCACCACGACGAGGGGAAAAAGCGAACUCCAAUAAUAUCGAGCUGGCGCAGAAUGAGCUCAUAAAACCAUAUAGUAAUCUACCGAGAAUCCUGCUGCAUCAGCAACCUCUUGAUUACCAACAACAACAACAACAACAUCAGAACCAACCAUCGCUGCAACCACUAGGACAACAGCACCAACAGCAUGUACUACAGAAUCAUGAUUCCAACUAUCGCAUGUCGUCACUUCUACCGUUGCAACUCCGAUCCAUAGAGGACUGCGAGCUUCAGGAUUUACUAUUAAUAAGUGAUAUCAACGGUAAUUUACAUGGCCUUGAACGAGGAACUGGCUCACUUUUAUGGACCCUACCUAUAGAUGAACCAUUGGUUAAAGUUCAAUCCAAUAAUUCCUCUGAGAAUCAAACAUCGGCAAAGUCACAGACUAAUAUACUAUGGUUUGUGGAGCCCUAUGACGAUGGAACUCUUUUUUACUUCACACCCAUGUACGGCCUUAACAAGUUACCAACAAGUAUCAAAACAUUGGUCAUGGAGUCUCCGUUUUCUUUAAGCGGUGAUGAUAAGAUAUACACUGGAACACGCAAGACCGCACUAUAUAGCUUAAAUAUCCACACAGGUGAAAUCAAGUCAUCAUUCGGCAAUCGCGACGAAGAGUGUCCCGUGCCAACAAGCGCCUUACCGCCGAGAGAUGCUGAGGAUGACACAAUAAUGAUUGGAAAAACAAGAUACGAAUUGAGUAUACACUCAAAAUCCAAUAGCAAUGUUGUUUGGAAUGUAACUUACUCUCAAUGGGUUCCAAACAAUAUCGAUAAUGACUUGAUUAUGCAGAAUCAAGAGUCCCUCGAUAAGUUGUACUUUACGCCAUUCCAUGACCGUUCUUUAUUGGCAAUAAAUAAGGAUAUGGGAACACCAAUAUGGAUAAGCAAAUUACCUGCAUUGGCAGUGAAUAUAUUUGACGUGUUUCAUAAUGCCAAACAAAGCAAAGAAUACAUCUUGUUGCCACAUCCACUCAAGGUUCUUAAUGAUUUGCAGGUCAAUGAAGGAACCAAUAGAGAUAUGGUAUUUCUUAACAAGACAUCUGAUCAAGAUCAAUGGAUAGCCAUGAGUUUUAAUAACUAUCCAACACUAAUCAAAAGUGCACCCCUAUCCAAAUACCAGGCUAUGCUAAACAGCUACUACUCUGGUGUUGGAAACUCUUUUAAAGAGCUUUUUGAAAAUUACCAACUAUCAGCGAAUACACCCGAAGUAGUGGAGGAGUUAAUCAGUGGCAUACAUAGAGUAGUUGAACUUUCGGGGGAUACAGCAUACCAACCGAUUUCAAGGUUUGGUACCUCCGAAAAGAAUAUAAAGAGAAUUGGGGAUGGCAGCACCGAAUCGAUACUUGAUGCUGAACGUGGCAGGGAUAAAGGCAAUAGUGACAAAUCCGUGCCAAACAUUAUUGAUGGAAUACGGUUCCCUGCGAAAGUUUCAACGAUUGGUUCAGAAAUUAUCAUGCUCGAACCUUAUCAGAAGGAUAUGGAUGCUGUUCAAAACUACGAUUCAAUUGAUUCUGGACAAAAUACAAGUAUAAAUUUGAGCUCAGGUGCCAUAUUGAGACGGAUAUUGGAGGACCUCGGAGUAUUGUUGAUUAUACUUUUGCUUAUCUUGACAUUUGGAAGAUCAAAUAAGCUUGUUCAAAAACUAUUUGGAGAUUUCAGAGCACCAAAGGACUUGGAGUUAAGUGAGGAUGAUAAUAGUAAUAGUAGCGAUAGGAUGGCUGAUGUUAAGCAAACAAUCGUUAUCGACGCAUCUAUAAAUCCUGAUGCUGAAGUUCAAAACGAGGCAUUUACCAAUGAGAAGAAUCUCAGAGUUGACGAAAACGGCUCUAGUAUAAAAAUUGAGCCUAGUGAUAAAGUUUUAGAGGAUAACGAAAAUCCUGGCAAAAGUGUUAGCUCCAUGAGCACCAAAACAUUGGCAAAGAAAGUUAGAAUUGUGGAACCUAAUGAAACAACUAUUGAUAAUGAUUUCGCAAAAACUACAAGUGAACCCAAAGAGUAUAUCACAGCCAAUAACGCUAAUGAUAAAGUACAAAAUAUUGAGUUGGAAGAACAAACGACAAAGAAGAAACGCAAAAGAGGCAGUCGUGGAGGAAAACGUGGGGGUAAGCAUAUUAACAAGAAUAAAACCAAAUCGGAAUCCGACAUUGAGGAAGAAGAUGACUAUGAGGAAAGAGAUCAAAGUGUAGAAGUUGAAGCAAGAAGAGAGAGGAAAGUAGGAACACGAACUGGAACUGGAACUGGAACUGGAACGGGUACCAGUGUUGACUCGGGAUCGGGGUCUGGGGAAGAAGCCUAUGUAAAUAAAGAUGGCGAAGAAGUUGUGUCUACAAAGAGUUUGAUCAAGAGUGUUGCUUUGCCACCAACUAAAACUAAGAAGAAAUUACAAAUUGAAAAUAACCUAAUUAUCUCAGAUAAGAUUUUAGGAUACGGUUCGCAUGGAACUGUGGUUUUCCAGGGCUCGUUUGAAAACCGGCCUGUGGCUGUUAAACGCAUGUUGCUUGAUUUCUAUGAUGUAGCCAAUCACGAGGUGCGCUUAUUGCAAGAAUCAGAUGAUCAUCCAAAUGUUAUCAGAUAUUUUUGUUCACAAAGCUCGGAGUCUGAGAAAUUUUUGUACAUUGCAUUGGAGUUGUGUUUGUGUACUUUGGAGGAUAUCAUUGAAAAGCCUCAAAGAUUUGCCGACUUGUGCAUUCCUAAAAGAAAUGAAAUUCUAUACCAACUAGCAAGUGGACUUCAUUACUUGCACUCAUUGAAGAUUGUUCAUCGAGAUAUCAAGCCGCAGAAUAUUUUGGUUGCCGAUAUGAAGAAAACAUACCAAAUAAAGAAAAACCAGUCGUCAUCAUUGUCUUCUUCGCUCGGUAAUGAGAAUCAUGAGGAACACAAUAACGUGAGACUAUUGAUUUCUGAUUUCGGAUUAUGCAAAAAAUUGGAUAAUGACCAAUCUUCAUUCAGAGCCACAACACAGAAUGCCGCUUCGGGAACUUCUGGGUGGAGAGCUCCGGAGCUUCUCCUUCAUCAUGACUUGUUAGAAAUUUCGCCUGAUUCGAUUUCCUCGGUGCACUCUGCUGGUGGCAUCAUGGAUCCCAAUAUUUCGAGCAGUGGAAAAAGAUUGACAAAGGCAAUUGACAUAUUUUCCUUGGGAUGUGUCUUUUUUUACAUUUUGACAAAUGGUUCGCAUCCCUUUGGUGAUAGAUACUUACGAGAGGGAAACAUCGUUAAAGGUGAGUAUGAUCUUUCCUUAUUGAUCCAAAGAUGUCCUAAUGAUAAAUACGAGUCUGUGGAUCUAAUAUCUAAACUUAUUGAUGCAAAUCCAGCCAAUAGACCCAAUGCGUCUGUUAUCAUGAAACAUCCUUUAUUUUGGUCCAACCACAAGCGUCUUGAAUUUAUCAUAAAAGUAAGUGACACCGUUGAUAGAGUUAAUCGAAAAGAGCCAAGUGCACUUUUGGACAGCUUGGAAUCUCACGCUGCAAAAGUUCAUAAUAUGGAUUGGAGAUCAGCUUUGGAUCAAGAGCUUGUUGAUAAUUUGGGUACAUACAGGAUGUAUGGCACAGAGAAGUUGGCAGACUUGAUUCGAGCCAUUAGAAACAAAUGUCGUCAUUAUGAUGAGUUGCCAAAGUCAUUACAAGAAAAAAUUGGGACCUUCCCCGAUGGAUUUUACAAAUAUUUCAAUGACAGAUUCCCGCAUUUAUUAAUGGAGCUUUAUUAUUUUGCUGAGCAAAACUUAAAAGACGAGUACGAGUAUAGGCUUUUUUACUUCUAA
Lodderomyces elongisporus is the source of this 3855-nucleotide messenger RNA. It is a transcript of the gene IRE1, whose product is annotated as bifunctional endoribonuclease/protein kinase. The transcript has a single exon. Gene Ontology annotation, molecular function: ATP binding; RNA endonuclease activity; protein serine/threonine kinase activity. The record is from RefSeq and is a predicted model, not a curated record. NCBI's taxonomy places the organism in Eukaryota, Fungi, Ascomycota, Pichiomycetes, Serinales, Debaryomycetaceae. The coding region runs from base 1 to 3855 and encodes 1284 amino acids. Gene Ontology annotation, cellular component: IRE1-TRAF2-ASK1 complex. Gene Ontology annotation, biological process: mRNA processing; intrinsic apoptotic signaling pathway in response to endoplasmic reticulum stress; protein phosphorylation.